Messenger RNA from Fonsecaea pedrosoi CBS 271.37, 234 nucleotides. RefSeq lists its product as uncharacterized. The record is from RefSeq and is a predicted model, not a curated record. The coding region runs from base 1 to 234 and encodes 77 amino acids. The transcript is spliced from 2 exons. Lineage: Eukaryota; Fungi; Ascomycota; Eurotiomycetes; Chaetothyriales; Herpotrichiellaceae.
AUGGCGGAGGCGGACAGCAACGAGGGCCUAGAGAUGCUCAACAACUGGAAGGAGUACAAACACAGCGACAAGACCAAGGCCAAGGACGAGCCUGUGUGCGACUCCGGGUGCAUCGGCCUGUGCCCGUACGAGCAGGACAUCUUACCGCCCAUCGCGACCUCGCUGGCGUACGCCCCCCACGAAGUGCUGCGGGUGCACGCCCAGCGUCCAGAUCCUGAGCCAGGAUAUGGCUAA